Messenger RNA from Drosophila miranda, 900 nucleotides. Its product is annotated as zinc finger protein 830. Bases 100 to 786 code for a protein of 228 amino acids. Gene Ontology annotation, biological process: mitotic DNA damage checkpoint signaling; mitotic DNA replication checkpoint signaling; nuclear DNA replication. Lineage: Eukaryota; Metazoa; Arthropoda; Insecta; Diptera; Drosophilidae. The transcript is spliced from 2 exons. Gene Ontology annotation, molecular function: zinc ion binding; nucleic acid binding. The record is from RefSeq and is a predicted model, not a curated record. Gene Ontology annotation, cellular component: spliceosomal complex; nucleus.
GAUAAGUAUCUUGUACGAGUAUGUUGUAAGGGAACAUUAAAUGUAAUCAAUUAGUUACUAGUUCUUUUCGAAAUUAAUAAAAGCAACAAUUUUACGAACAUGAAUAGCACACUACGGAACAGGAGCAAGAAAAAUCAAUGCGAUUCUUUAAAACCUCUCGGCAAAGUAGAUUCACCCCUAGCAAAAUACAACGCCUCAGGAAUCUUAACAUGCAUAAUAUGCCGGAUUGCUAUUAAGCCAAGUGUCUGGAAGGUGCAUGUUAACUCCAAACAGCACAAAUUAAAUGUGGAUUUAACCAAGAAAAAUACGAUUAAAAUAUUAUCCCCCAACAAAUUAUCUCAGCAGUUACUUUCAACCGCAAAUAGUAGUACAUACAACGAUAAAACCCCUCGAAAAAGUGAACAUUCUGAUUCUAGGAUAUGUGAAACAUUACCUGGCAAGUUUUUUGAUUUGGAGAAGUCAAAUCAGUUUCACCAAGCUGAUCCAAACGAAGAUGAAGAGUGGAUACGCUUUCAGCGAGAAAUUAAAAUGGCUGCUACCGUUUCUAGUACUAUUGUGGCUGAAGAGCAAGAAAAUAUUAAUAUUAAAAGACAACUAAAAGAAAUUGAUGAACAGAUUGACAAUUGGAAACGAUUUAUAAAAAUAAAUGAUCAGAAAAAUAGUCUAAUUAAUAAGGAACGCAAAGUCAACAAACAAGUUUUAGUACAGUCUGAUUCAAGUUCAAGUGACGAAGAAUACAGUUUUGAUGACUUGUACGACUGGAGAACUAAAAACAUGCAUUCAUAAAUUAAUUAAUCUUAAAUUUCGUACAUGUAUAUCAAUAUAAAUAUAGAGAUAUGUUAAAAAAUGUAUUUUUUUAUGAGCUCUAGUGGGAAAUAUAAUAAACGAGUCGGUACGUGA